UAGGACACCCUGAAUGUCCGGUUACGGAAAUGAGACAGUUCCCAACUUGCUGAUUAGCUUGGGAAAGCAUUCCAGCGUCCCUGUUCCCAGCGUCUUUGAUUCCGGAUCACUGUACCAAAACACUUGGAGGGCCAAGGUUUUUACCCUCUCAAGAGGACAUUGUGCCUGUGGCUGUUAUUGUGUAUUUGAAGAAACAAAACGGCCCCUCAGUUGAAAAUAAAUGACUUAAGUUACAAGUGCCUCAAGUUACAUCAAGGCCACGAGAAUGACACACAUAACUUAUUGUUAAACUUUGGGGUAGAUAGAUUGAUGUACAGCUAUAUAUUUUGUCCUUUCUUUCACCUCAUGAUCUGUGUCAGUUGGGAAGUACAAAUCAUUAUUGGAAUGAAACUGUAAGAGAUCCAAUUCUGUGGAGAUACUUUUUGUUGAGGGAUCUUCCUUCUUGGUCUUCUGUUGACUGGAAGUCUCUUCCAGAUCUAGAAAUCUUAAAAAAGCCUAUAUCUGAGGUCACUGAUGGUGCAUUUUUUGACUACAUGGCAGUGUAAGUAUCUAGUUUUAUGAAUUAAAAAGAAGCUAUUAAAUUUUCCUGUAUUACUAGUCAAUAUCCAAGUUAAUCCUGACCCUGCUACUGAUUUGUUGCGUGGAUUUGGGGUCUAAUUGUUCUCGUCAAAACUGGGAGUUAAAUGACUUCCUUCAUAGGACCCUUUCAGCUUUAAUAUUUUAUUAUUUCCCUGUGGUGCCUAACCAGUAUUUGAAUAAUUAUAAGUAGUAUAGAUGGCAAGAAGUAAAAGACUUCUUAAAAGUCUCAUGAUCUUUAGAACAAUUGUCAUUUUGUUAAAUAAGUAAAUACUUUUCCGUAUUCAGAAAAAGGAUGAUCAGAGACCCCUGUUGUUUGGCAGGGAAGAAGAAAACCAUUCUAAAGGCUCUGAGAAAUAAGAUUAUAUUAGCACCGAAAAGCACUGACAUUUUUUAAUAUUGCGUAGGUGAGAUAAUUAAUGUUACUGAGCAACUGCAGUGUACUGGAUUCUACGAGGGAUGCUUUAUGUAUGUUUUACUCAUUUAAUCCUCAUGCAACAAGAAGGUGUUAUCUUUGUAUCCCAGAUGUGGAAUUAAGGUUCAUGGAGGUUAUGUGAUUUGCCUAAAGUCAUAUAGCUUGUAAGGGACUAUUCAGACUGGAACCCCAUUAUGCUACCUCAAAGAUAUAUAAUGACAUUAUAUAUCUGGAUAUAGCUUGUUUUUCUGAGAAACUCAAAUUUAACGCAUUAUUUUAAAAAUUUCAAAAUAUUUAUUCUUUAAAAAUUGUUGUGCUUGACUCAGUAGCAAAAUACAGAAUUUUUUUUUCAAAUUUUGAGUUAUUCAGAGCCUUUCCUUAUUCUAAUACAGAUGCCAUUAUGUCAAGUGUUGUGAGACUAUUUGAUUCAAAGGUGUGUUGUCUGUUAUAGAUAAUCUCAGCAAGUGCUGCUGUAUCUCACUUGCUAGGCAAUACCUGUACAAUAGCUAACCAUUGCAUCAAGUGUAUAUGAGGCUGUGGAAUUAGAUUUUGCCCAGGGAAUAGUAAUAAUAGUAACUACCAUUUAUGGUCAUAUAAAGUACUUAUCAUUUUUACAACCCUGAGUUAUUUCUUUCUUUUCUUUUUUUUUUUUUUGAGACGGAGUCUUGCUCUGUCGCCCAGGCUGGAGUGCAGUGGAGCGAUCUCGGCUCACUGCAAGCUCCGCCUCCUGGGUUCACGCCAUUCUCCUGCCUUAUCCUCCCGAGUAGCUGGGACUAGAGGCACCCGCCACCACGCCUGGCUAAUUUUUUGUAUUUUUAGUAGAGACGGGGUUUCACCGUGUUACCCAGGAUGGUCUUGAUCUCCUGACCUCGUGAUCCACCCACCUUGGCCUCCCAAAGUGCUGGGAUUACAGGCGUGAGCCACUGCGCCCGGCCAACCCUGAGUUAUUUCUGUUGCUCAAAUAAUACAGAUGAAGAAACUGAAAUUCAGACUCUAUAGAAUGUGCUGUCCAUACACAAGAAGAGCUUCAAAAUCCAGCCGUCCUAUGUAUGGAGCUGUCACUUCUUUUUUACACUCCCUGAUCAUUCAGAAUGAACCACGAUUUGCUAUGUUUGGACCAGGUUUGGAAGAAUUGAAUACCUCUUUGGUGUUGAGCUUGAUGUCUUCAGAGGAACUUUGCCCAACAGCUGGUUUGCCUCAGAGGCAGAUUGAUGGUAUUGGAUCAGGAGUCAAUUUUCAGUUGAACAACCAACAUAAAUUCAACAUUCUAAUCUUAUAUUCAACUACCAGAAAGGAAAGAGAUAGAGCAAGGGAAGAGCAUACAAGUGCAGUUAACAAGAUGUUCAGUCGACACAAUGAAGGUGAUGAUCAACAAGGAAGCCGGUACAGUGUGAUUCCACAGAUUCAAAAAGUGUGUGAAGUUGUAGAUGGGUUCAUCUAUGUUGCAAAUGCUGAAGCUCAUAAAAGACAUGAAUGGCAAGAUGAAUUUUCUCAUAUUAUGGCAAUGACAGAUCCAGCCUUUGGGUCUUCGGGAAGACCAUUGUUGGUUUUAUCUUGUAUUUCUCAAGGGGAUGUAAAAAGAAUGCCCUGUUUUUAUUUGGCUCAUGAGCUGCAUCUGAAUCUUCUAAAUCACCCAUGGCUGGUCCAGGAUACAGAGGCUGAAACUCUGACUGGUUUUUUGAAUGGCAUUGAGUGGAUUCUUGAAGAAGUGGAAUCUAAGCGUGCAAGAUGAUUCUCUUUUCAGAUCUUGGGAACUGAAACCAUUUGAAAUUUAUUACUAAGGUCGUGAUGUGAAUAUUUGCUCAGUCAGCCCACCUUGUCCUGCCUUUUUGCAGAUAGGCUUUCAUUUGGACAGCUAUAACUGCUGUGUUUUUUAUAUUAUUUUUACUCUUUACCAUAAAUCAAUUACAAGAAAAGAGUUUCAGUCCUAGUAUUUAGCCCCAAAAUGAACCUUUAAACAUUUUUUUGGUAAUUUUUAUAUUUUCUGUCUUUUUAAAAAUAUUAAAUUCUGGAAAAAACAAGUUUGUGCCUCUCAUUCCCUGAGUUUCUAUUCUUUUGGGUAUAAAGAUUGCCUUAGUGAGAAAUAGCAAAUUUGCUAAACUUUCUAUUCAGUCUUUUCAAGGGUUCAUAAGUGGUUAUCAGAAAAGAAAUUUUUAUCUAUUCUUAAUAAAUACACUGCUUAAAGACUGAAAAA
This is a messenger RNA of Homo sapiens (human), 3185 nucleotides long. It is a transcript of the gene FBXO4, whose product is annotated as F-box protein 4. Lineage: Eukaryota; Metazoa; Chordata; Mammalia; Primates; Hominidae. Gene Ontology annotation, biological process: positive regulation of protein ubiquitination; SCF-dependent proteasomal ubiquitin-dependent protein catabolic process; regulation of protein stability. Gene Ontology annotation, molecular function: ubiquitin protein ligase activity; ubiquitin-protein transferase activity; ubiquitin-like ligase-substrate adaptor activity. Bases 1962 to 2723 code for a protein of 253 amino acids. Gene Ontology annotation, cellular component: SCF ubiquitin ligase complex; cytoplasm. The transcript is spliced from 7 exons. The record is from RefSeq and is a predicted model, not a curated record.